GGGAAUAAAGAAUAUUUGGUUUGCAGUUUACAAUUGACAGCCUAGAAACAUGUCAGCCUCCCAGGAAGACGAUAUGACAACAGUGCCGUGUGCCGUUAUCACCAGCUCUGAUCCUGGGUUUAAGGAGGAAGAGUUAGUUAAACAGAUCCUCGGUGGAGGGUCGUUGCCUGAGGCCUCCCAACAGCAGGGGGCAGUAAGAUGGUAUCCCUGGAACAUCGACAAUAAGUACUACACAGCAAACGUCAGUCUCUGUGUGGUACCCAGUACGUUCCAGAUGACCAAUGAGAUUGCACAGACAAUGCAGGCCUUCAUUGUAUUCUUCGACAGCGCUGUGUCUGGAGGUCUGGACCGGGUUAACUCCUGGCUACCUGUAGUGGAGGACCUGCUUCCAGAGGUGCUGAUCUUGGUGUGUGACCAUGUGUGUGACAGUGGAGUCAGCAGGCCGCAAGCACACCAGUGGUGUCUGAGUCACGGCUUUGAACUGGUGGAGCUAAACCCGCAAGAUCUGCCGGAUGAGGAUGACGAUUUCCCGGAAUCGACUGGGGUGAAGAGGAUCGUCCAGGCACUCAAUGCCAAUGUUUGGUCAAGUGCGGAAAUGAAGGAUGAGCACAACCAAGGGUUUGGCCUGAUGAGUCGCCUGGUGGCAUCCCGACACAACAACCCCCGGCCCAGCCAUGAUUCAUCUUCCUCCUACCUUCCAGGAGAGGGUGCAGAGAACAGCUCUGGUGCAGACAGGACCGAGACUGCCGUGAACAGCGGAUCACAGGGGGAUGCACAUGUGGAUCCCACGAUAGACAUGGACAUCCAAGAGCUAGCCAGUCUCACCAUCGGGGAUACCGACGUGGAGAACUUCGAGCACCUCUGCACCAAGCUGAAACAAAUGAAGGAUAAAGCCUCCACGCUGCCUCAUGAGCAGAGGAAGGAACAUGCAGAAAAGGUUGCCAAGGCUUUCUGGAUGGCGAUUGGGGGUGACCAGGAAGAGAUCGAAGGAAUUUCAUCAGGCGAUGAGAGUUAAGGUGUAGUUCACACCGCCCAAGCUGAUACACCCACACCAUCCCUCCACCUCUCCCAUUGGUGGGUCGGCUCCCAGCCGAUUCAUUCUCCUCGGACUCCCACUCGGCGUGUAACAUCCAGGCACUGCAUUUUUUUCACUGUCAGUGAUUUGAAGAGAAUCCAUGAUUGCAGUGGCCUCAGAGAAAAGUAUUGCAUUUGGAAAUGGUUCCAUGUGGUUUGUGUUCUCGCCUGGGCAUCUGUAGACCAUCUCCCCCCCCCCGGCAUUGUUUUCACACUACAGAACUAGGAUGGGGAAAGUCGCACCUUUAUCAAUCCAUUGUGUGACAAAUGCCUUUUGAUCCCUGUGUCUAAUUAAAAUGUUAACAGCCAUUCAAUGAAAUCU
Molecule: messenger RNA, 1396 nt
Organism: Megalops cyprinoides (Indo-Pacific tarpon)
Lineage: Eukaryota; Metazoa; Chordata; Actinopteri; Elopiformes; Megalopidae
Gene: aagab
Product: alpha and gamma adaptin binding protein
Exons: 10
Coding region: 50-1015 (321 amino acids)
Source: RefSeq, a predicted model, not a curated record